GUUUCAAUUCGUUCAUCGACGAAGACGGACGGUUAGCUCAGUGAUUUUCUGUUUUAAACACGAUUUCAAAUAAAUUUGUGCAUUCGAAUCGAAAACUGCUCGCAUUAACGUGUAAUACAGGAAUCUUAGAUUUGAACAUAUACUAGAUUAUUAUUAGUUGAAAUAGUAACAGUAAGCGUGUUUCUAGUCGUUAUGGAAAGAUCUUCAAAUUUGCUGGUUACCAGCCCAAAUGUAAAGUAUACGGACGACUAUAUUUUCGCCGAUUAUGAUUAUGAAGAAACUCUGGUGACGAAGAAGGGCAAUGAUUUGGUGGCAAAACCAUUUAAAACAUCACUAUGUCUCCGCACGGGCCGUAAGGUGGGCAAACUGGGCAUCAUGCUGGUGGGAUGGGGCGGCAACAAUGGAUCCACAUUCACUGCAGCCGUGUUGGCCAACAGACAUCAGCUGUCUUGGAACACAAAGAAUGGAACUAUGCAAUCUAAUUGGUUGGGAUCCAUCACUCAGGCAUCAACAGUCAGACUAGGCAUGGAUGAGAAGGGCCAUGAUGUGUAUGUGCCAAUGUCACACUUGUUACCCAUGGUGCAUCCUGAUGAUUUGGCGAUCGAUGGUUGGGACAUCAGCCCCCUAAACCUGGCUGAGUCUAUGGUUCGGGCCAAGGUCAUAGAUUACGACCUGCAGCAGAAGCUGAAGAAGGAAAUGGCCACCAUGAAACCGCGACCUGCAAUAUAUGACCCUGACUUUAUUGCGGCUAACCAGGCGGACCGCGCGACCCACCUCAUCCGCGGCACGAAAUACGAGCAGUACCUCCAGAUCCGCGCCGACAUCAAGGACUUCAAGGAUCGCCAGAAGCUGGAUAAGGUCAUUGUGCUGUGGACCGCCAACACCGAGAGGUUCUGUGAGUUGAAGCCGGGAGUGCACGAUACGUCGGACAACAUCGAGAAAGCCCUGCGUAACAACGAGCCUGAGAUCUCGCCAUCCACGAUCUUUGCACUCGCUGCCAUCGACGAAGGGUGUUGUUACAUCAACGGAUCUCCGCAAAACACACUAGUUGAAGGCGUCGUGGAACGCGCGGAGAAAAACGGAGUGUUCGUAGCCGGUGACGACUUCAAGUCCGGACAGACCAAGCUCAAGUCCGUGCUCGUUGACUUCUUAGUGUCCGCCGGUCUAAAACCGGUAUCUAUCGUAAGCUAUAACCACCUCGGCAACAACGACGGCAAGAAUCUUUCCUCGGCCAAACAGUUCCGCUCCAAAGAGAUCUCCAAGUCCAACGUGGUCGAUGACAUGGUCGAGAGCAACAGCAUGAUGUACAAGCCGGGAGAGAAGCCCGACCAUGUGGUGGUCAUCAAAUAUGUCCCAUAUGUCGGCGAUUCAAAACGCGCGAUGGACGAGUACACAUCCGAGAUCCUUCUCCACGGCACCAACACCAUCGCGGUGCACAACACAUGCGAGGACUCGCUGCUGGCGGUACCACUUAUCUUGGACUUGGCGCUGUUGGCCGAGCUGUUCUCCAGGCUGUCUCUGUGCAGGCAGGGGACUGAUGAUUGGAGCGGUCUCCACAGCGUGCUGUCGUCGCUGUCGUACCUGCUGAAGGCGCCGGCGGUGCCGGCGGGCGCGCCGGUGGUGAACGCGCUGUACACGCAGCGCGCCGCGCUCCACAACAUCCUGCGCGCCGCGCUCGCCCUGCCGCCGCUGCACCACCUGCAGCUCGAGCACAAGGUCCCGUUCCUGAUGUCGGAGCUCCGCAGCGGGCGCAUGUUCGCGGGCGGAGCGCCGCCUUCGAAAAAACAGAAAGUCGCGCACACGAAUGGCGAUAAGUAAAUACAAAAAAAAAACUUCUUACCCCAGUACGCAAAUAGAUUUAAACAAUAUUUCUAUCGCCCGCAAAGUUAUGGAUGACGAAUAUUAACUUAUUUAUUUACGGCUUUUUCUACAGCGUACUCGUUUAUACGUUUUAUAAUCAAGUUAACUUUUAGAGGGAGCACUAACAUUAGGAUAUUUUUUUUAGUUGUGUUGUCCAUUUCGUAGGGUUUGAAUUGGUGAGUCUGAAACUUUAAGAAUGUCGAAAGAAAAAAUAAAAAUAUUGUUUGAGUCUUAAAAACUGCUUAAUUAAUCGGAGUAAUUGUAAUCUGUAGAGCACAAAUAUAGCUUUGUGUCAGUUCACCUAAUUGUCUUAACAGAUCUAGAUUCAAACUGCCAGAUUUUUAGGAAUAUUGUACCUAAAUUAAUUUUGUAUCAAGCAGAAACGUCUGCGAACGAUGCUAUUAAGCUUAGAAACAAAUUAAAAGUGGAAAUUCAGUGUCUUUGGUGGGACUUGAACCUUUAAGCUUAGAAACAAAUUAAGUGGAAAUUCAGUGUCUUUGGUGGGACUUGAACCUUGAACGACCACGGGUCGCUAACCCGGCCUCCCUAACCUUUAUGGUGGAAAUAUUCGCUGUUCUGGUAAGGUCUUGGUAGCUCAGAUGGAAGAGCACGGGCAUCCCGUUGUCGUGGGUUCAAGUCCCACCCAAGACAGUAAAUUUUUCCACUUUUAAUUUGUUUCUAAUAUUGUUCCUAUUUUCAUUACAAUCCUGCAGGAGAUAAUCAUUAUAGGGGUAAAUGUAAUGUGGUUUUACUGAAUUUUAUUCUGAAAGCGCUUUUUCUUAGUUAAAUAUUUUGUGGAAAAUCUACAGUCUCUAAGGUAAUCUCCAUGGUGUCCUAGAACUCACUUUUAAAUGUUGGUAUUUAACUCCACAGCUUGUUAGCGGCGAAUUAAAUUAUAUGAAGAUUAGAAUCGUUCUUGUUGUACUUUAUAAUUAUUUGAAGGUCGUGUUAAUUCAUCCAGACUAUACACUUGUUGUCAGGAGUUUAUUUUUUAUUGAUGUACUUUGAAGUUAUUGAAGUUAAUUCUCGCAAAUGUAAUAUAUAUUUUAUUAAUUUUAC
Molecule: messenger RNA, 2919 nt
Organism: Cydia strobilella
Lineage: Eukaryota; Metazoa; Arthropoda; Insecta; Lepidoptera; Tortricidae
Gene: Inos
Product: inositol-3-phosphate synthase
Exons: 12
Coding region: 193-1818 (541 amino acids)
Biological process (GO): inositol biosynthetic process; phospholipid biosynthetic process
Cellular component (GO): cytoplasm
Molecular function (GO): inositol-3-phosphate synthase activity
Source: RefSeq, a predicted model, not a curated record